GGCUCCGUCGCCGCGGAAAAUUCUCAAAUAAAAAAAGAAAAUAUAAGAAAAAAAAAGCCAGGUUUCAACCGCUAUUUCCCGCUGUUUUCAAUUGGACUUUGACGGGGUUAAAAAAGCUAAAUUGGCAACACCUGGAUAGCCGCGAUCGAACAGAAGCCAUCGCACUUCCGAACGCGACGCGACGCGACGUCGGAUCGAUCGAUCGCAAUUAUAUAUAAAAUCGAUUCCAUUAAAAAAACCGACUCUGAUUUUUUUUCCUGUUUGCCGGUGAUCAGUGUGAAAAAUUAAAUAAGAAAGUGCAUUGAAAAAAUAUAUAUAAAAAACAGGUGCUAAAAGUGAGUGAAAACAAAACCACAUCGAAAACAUGAAGUCUGCCGCCGCAUAUUGAAAGGCAGUCGAGAGAGCAGAGAAGCAAACAAAACAAGUGAAGAAGCGAAAAAAAAAUAUGUUGCCGCCAAGACUGCUGCAGCCGGGCAGCGGCCCAGCGGAAUUGGAUUUGGAGUUGGACAAGGAUGAGGAGGAGAUGCACACAAUGUUUCACAAGCGAAGGCGCAGAAGGAGCAGCUGGCUAAAGGGUGGUCCUGCCUGCCUAACCCUGCUCGUAAUGCUCUUACUAUAUGCAGUAGCAUCCUGUACAGCCGCCUCACCCGCCUCCACAGAAGUGUCUGCACCGGAUGAUCCUCCUCUUGCACCAGCUCUUGCAACGGCCAUUAGCUCCUCCUCCAGUUCACCCUGUGCCCCCCAGCAUUGGUGGGACUCGCAACGUGACCGGUGUACGGCCUGUACCCGGUGCCAGGGUGAAAUGAUACCGCUGCGUCCAUGUCAACUGCAUACGGAUACCAUUUGUGGUUCUAUCUAUGACCUCAAGAUCGAUUGGGUUGUCCUGGCCAAGACAGAGCCCAACUGGAAGGAGCGUCGAAAGUCCUCGGAGUAUGAGCAUUUUGGGCAAAAUGCUGCCCCCUUGCAACACUUGAGUCACGAGCAACUGCAGCAGCUGCAUGAGGAGGCCACGGCUGCCGCUGCCUGGGCAUUGGAUUGGCAGACCGGUGUCCUCUAUGUGGCAGUGCUUACCUGCCUCAUAUUUUUCUCUGUGGCCGCCUGCAUACUCAUUCAUCACAUGCGGCAGUGGCGCCGCAUGGAGCGACGCCUGGAUCAGGACGUGGAGGAGCUGUCCACGAAGCUAAUGGCCAAAUUGGCCGAGGUCCAGAGUCUGGAUGGCGGCACGUUCUUCAUUGGCAAUGCGGAUGCCUUGCGGGGAUUACCCAGUUCGGCCAUGGUGACGGCCACAUCGGCGUCUGUUGCCGCCUCCCAUGCCGCGGCGGCGGCGGCAGCAGCGGCAGCGGCAUCCCACUCCCAGGGUAUCUUUCAGCCGCAACACGUGCUGUUGCCGGAGAAACGCAACGGUGGCAAGCACCAGGAGCGUCGGAUCCUGAAGGCUCUUCAGCCGGGCAAUGUGUACAUCGAGGAGAGUAAUGUGCCACCUGGUGGCUUUGGGCAUGGCCUGGGCAUGGGUCACAAGAACUAGGCUCCAGACAGAGAUAGAGAGAAACAAAAAGAGAGAGAGAGCAUACUUAAGGACUAAGGAUUAAGUGAGACGGAAACGGAAGCCGGAAGAACGAUAUAUACAAAAAUAUAUAAAAUAUAAAACAUAAAAACUUUGUACAAACAGCCGCUUAAAAGAAAAGAGAAAUGGGGGAUCGAAACUAUUAUUAUUUUUUACACACACACAUAUAUAUAUUAUAUACGUAUAUUAUUUAAAUAAUCUUAUUCUAAUUAUAACGACCCUUUUUUUUUUUGAAUCGUUAUGUUGACUUGUUUGUAGCUUUGGAAAGUACGGCGGCAGGAGGUUUUGUACAUAGGCGAAAGGCCACGAUUAAAUACGACUAUAAUUAUUAUAUAUAUAUAUACGUAAAAUAUAUAUAUAUAAUUAACAAAUUUUUCUACUUAAUGUAAAUACUAAGGCGAAUCUACGAACGAGAAUGGUAUAAAGCCAAAGCCAGGCAAUAUCGGCAGCAUAUCAGCUACUAUAUAUAUAAAUAUAUAUACUUAUAUUGGGACCUUAUAUACAGUGUCCCAGUUAAAGUUUAAACCAUAUCCAAGAAAAUCGAUUUAAUUGUAACUAUAAUAAUAAUAAUAAAUAAUAACGAUUAAUUAAUAAAUAACUAUAAUGUUAGGGCGAAAAUGUUUAUGUUUUAAGUGCUACAACUAUCAUCAUCAUCAAACUGUGUGCAAACGAGAAUAAAAAUGUUCUAUGAAUACAAAUA
Molecule: messenger RNA, 2264 nt
Organism: Drosophila serrata
Lineage: Eukaryota; Metazoa; Arthropoda; Insecta; Diptera; Drosophilidae
Gene: wgn
Product: Tumor necrosis factor receptor superfamily member wengen
Molecular function (GO): protein binding
Source: RefSeq, a predicted model, not a curated record